This is a messenger RNA of Gopherus evgoodei (Goodes thornscrub tortoise), 1669 nucleotides long. RefSeq names its product transmembrane protein 203 (gene TMEM203). Bases 86 to 505 code for a protein of 139 amino acids. The transcript has a single exon. The record is from RefSeq and is a predicted model, not a curated record. Gene Ontology annotation, cellular component: endoplasmic reticulum. NCBI's taxonomy places the organism in Eukaryota, Metazoa, Chordata, Testudines, Testudinidae. Gene Ontology annotation, biological process: intracellular calcium ion homeostasis.
CGGUGGGCGGGAGCUGCCUGGGACCGCGGGCCGGGCGGGCUCUGCGCUGACCCGGCACCUUCCGGCCCCAGCCCCGCCCGGCGCGAUGCUGUUCUCGCUGCGGGAGCUGGUCCAGUGGCUGGGCUUCGCCACCUUCGAGAUCUUCCUGCACCUCCUGGCCCUGCUGCUCUUCUCCGUCCUGCUGGUGCUGAAGGUGGACGGCGGCGGCGGCGGCGGCGCGGGGCUGUCCUGGUGGAAAGUUUUCAUCCCCUUCUUCGCCGCCGACGGCCUGAGCACCUACUUCACCACCAUCGUCUCCGUGCGGCUCUUCCAGGACGGGGAGAAGCGCCUGGCCGUCCUGCGCCUCUUCUGGAUCCUCACCAUCCUGAGCCUCAAGUUCGUCUUUGAGAUGCUUUUGUGUCAGAAACUGGUCGAGCAGACCAGGGAGCUCUGGUACGGACUCAUUAUGUCCCCCGUCUUCAUCCUGCUCCAGCUCCUCAUGAUCCGAGCCUGCAGGGUAAACUGAAGACCCGGGACACUGGGGAUUUGUACCUCCCAUGCUAGUCAGAGGAGCACCGUCCCGCCACUGAAGUAUUAACCCCCCACCGAAGAGUUAAUCGAGCUUUGCUGCUUAGGUUUUGGCAACUUUCUAGUCAUUCUCUUUGGCCAUAUAAGUCUGAGGUGUGAGAAGAAGCUUUUGUACUUUAUUAAAUUAUUACAUAAUUUUGGCCCUGUGUUUUCCCAAAGUAUAUAGUUAUGUUGUGUCAUUCAGCUAAGGGGCAUUUCACACCUUGUUGUUCAUGUUAAAAUGUCAUGAAAUGCAAACAUAACCUGCUCAUGUCACUUGUUUUGUAAUAAAAAUGUAUAGGUGAUAUUUAGUAGUUUCCUUUAUAAGCUCUCUUCUUUAGAAAGCCAGUGGUCAUAAGCUUUGCCUUGGAAUGUGUGUUACUCUAGGGCUGACUAUGCCUUGACCAAAAAUUUGGACCAUGUCAAAAAAUAAUUGACUAUCCCUUCCCAUUGGGUUAGUUAAAUCUGCCACAGACUUCUUUGCAAAAGUCAAAAUGACAUAGCCAAAAAGCAAGUGCAGCUGUUGGUGUACCAGUCCCACACAAUCAACUUGUGAAAAACUGUGCUCCAACAUGUAUGCAGGGUUCAUGACCUCAGAUGGGGGGGGAGGGGACACAGUCUUUAUAGAACAAGAACUGAAGCAGUUUCACAGGGGUGUUUUCUGUGUAGCUCAGUGUGUUGAAUGUACGUACCACAAGAAACUGCCAGUACAGAAGAGACUGAAUUGUCAAAUAGCCUGACAUUCUGAAGUGUGGGUUCAUCCCUUAUUCUGCUUUCAGAGUCUCAUGAUUGCAGCCAAUGGGAAUGUUUCCCCCAUUUCAUAGCUACUUCAGUGCCUAGGGUCAGUGGCUAUAGAGUAACUGGCUGUUUUCCUGUUUGCCACAAAUUUGAGAUAGCCCUUUACCGGUUUUUUUUUUUUUGUGUCAUUCGUUUUGUGUACUCCAUUUCUGUUUGGAGGAUGGAUCAUGUUCUCCUCAGCUGUUACGGUGCCUCUUAACUGAUGUUUGAUACUGCACUUUGUGGCUUAGUGACUGUUCCUAUGUGCAACUGCCGUGUCUUGGAGACUGUAGUCACUCUUCAUAUUUGGGAAUAUAAACCUUGUUUGCAUGUUCCCAAAAUUUUA